AUGGGAAGAAAAAAAUAUGUUUAUUUAGAAUUUUCAAUAAAUACAAUUAUAUUAGGAAAAGUUUAUUUUGAAUUAUUUUGUGAUGAAGAGAUAAAAAAAUCAGUUGACAAUUUUUUAAAUCUAUGUAGAGGAAAUAUUUAUCACAGUAUUUAUUCUGAUGAGAUGUUAACAUAUAAAAAUUGUAGAGUAGAAAAAAUAAAAAAAAAUAAAUGUAUAAAAAGUGGAUAUUUAAGAGAUAAAAUAAGUAAUGGAAAUAGACUAAAUAAUAAUAUAUCAAAAGAAACAAAAUAUGAAAAGGUGGAAUGUAUAUAUGGAAAAUCUUAUAAAAAAGAAUAUUCAAAAAGAAGACAUUUAAGUGCUGGAUUACUAACUAUGGUUGCAAUAGAAGAUAAAAAAUAUUCAUCUAUUUUUAAAAUUACUUUAAAUAAAGUACAUAAAUAUAAUAAUAAAAAUAUAAUUAUAGGGAGAGUUAUAAAAAAUAUGCAUAUUUUGAGGGCUUUAGAAAUGAUUCCUGUAACUACAGAUUUUAAACCAAAAAUUGAUGUUUACAUUUCUGAUUGUAAUGAGAUAAGUGAAUCUUUUUUUAAGAGUGAUAAAAUUUCUUCAAGGCAACUAUACAUUGAUAAUUUAUUUGCAAAUUUAAAUGAAAAAAAAAAUAAUGAAGAUGAUGAGGAAGAGGAAGAAGAAGAAGAAGAAGAACAGGAUGGAAAAUAUUUUCAUGGUAAUAAUGAUGAUUAUUCUUUUGGAAAAUUUCAAUCAAAAAAAAAAAAAAAAAAAGAAAUUACUGAAAAGCAAAAAGGUAUUGAAUUAUUGAAUAAAAUUCUUUCAGAUAUAGAUAAUAUUGCUAAAAACAAAAGUCCCAUUAAUGAAAAUAAUAAAAUAAGUUUGGAUAACUUGAAAGAAAGUGUAAAUAUUAUUACUAAUGAAAAUGAAGUUUCAACAAAUAAAAUUUCAAAAGAAAGCGUAAUAGAAAAACAUGAAAAUGAAAAAGAUAAAAUAAAAAAUAAAGAUAUUCUUCCUAUAUAUCCAUAUGAAUAUAAUGAAAUAAACAAAAAAAUGACAGAAAGAGAAAAAAAACUUUUAAAUAUACAGUUAAAAAUUAAUCAAUCAAAAGUAUUAAAUCAAAUGGAAGUUCAAAGAGAAAAAUUAUUUGAAAAUUCUAACAAUGAAAUGAGAAAAUUUAGAGAAUAUUUAAACUACAAAAAUGAGCAAAACAUAAAUAUUAAAAAUGCAAUUUUUAAAAAGGAUAAUAAAAAUGAAUCUAGUAAAGAUAAAAAUGUAAACAAUAAAAAUGAUGAAAAAAAUGAAGAAAAUAAUGAAGAAACUAGUAAGAAUGAAAAAAUAGUUGAAAGUAAUAAGAAUGAAAAAUUAGUUGAAAGUAAUAAGAAUGAAAAAAUAGUUGAAAGUAAUAAGAAUGAAAAAUUAGUUGAAAGUAAUAAGAAUGAAAAAAUAGUUGAAAGUUGUAAGAAUGAAAAAUUAGUUGAAAGUAGUAAGAAUGAAAAUAUAGUUGAAAGUAGUGAUGAAGAAAACAAAAAAAAUUAUAAACUUUAUAAUACAAGUGCCAUGAAAGUAAAAAAUAUAAUGAUGAAAAAAAAGAGAAAAAAUGCAUUUGAUUUAGAUAAUGACAUAGAUUUUUAUAAAAAAAUAAAAUUUAAUUUUUCUAUAAAUAGAAAAAUAUAUGACGAAAAAAAAAAAGAGUUCGGUGAUAAUUUUUAUGGAAAUAAUUUAUUAAUUAAUGAUAACUCAUUAUGUACAGAAAAUGAUAAAAAUAAAAUUUUAGAAUUUUGUAAAAAACAGGAAGAGUUACGAAGUAAAUAUAGUAGAAAAAGAAAUGAAGAAAAUGAAUUAUUUAAAAAUUAUAUUAAUAGAAGAAAUAAAAUAUACAAUAAAAAAUUAGAUCGUUAUUUUAAUAAACACACAAUAGAAAUAAGACAAAAUCUUGAAAGAACAAUUUAA
This is a messenger RNA of Plasmodium gallinaceum, 1956 nucleotides long. RefSeq names its product peptidyl-prolyl cis-trans isomerase, putative (gene CYP81). Gene Ontology annotation, biological process: protein peptidyl-prolyl isomerization. Gene Ontology annotation, molecular function: peptidyl-prolyl cis-trans isomerase activity. The coding region runs from base 1 to 1956 and encodes 651 amino acids. The transcript has a single exon. The record is from RefSeq and is a predicted model, not a curated record. NCBI's taxonomy places the organism in Eukaryota, Apicomplexa, Aconoidasida, Haemosporida, Plasmodiidae. Gene Ontology annotation, cellular component: Prp19 complex; post-mRNA release spliceosomal complex; catalytic step 2 spliceosome.